Archocentrus centrarchus (flier cichlid) is the source of this 2008-nucleotide messenger RNA. It is a transcript of the gene slc28a1, whose product is annotated as solute carrier family 28 member 1. Bases 35 to 2008 code for a protein of 657 amino acids. The record is from RefSeq and is a predicted model, not a curated record. The transcript has 18 exons. Gene Ontology annotation, molecular function: nucleoside:sodium symporter activity. NCBI's taxonomy places the organism in Eukaryota, Metazoa, Chordata, Actinopteri, Cichliformes, Cichlidae. Gene Ontology annotation, biological process: nucleoside transmembrane transport. Gene Ontology annotation, cellular component: plasma membrane.
CAGCACUUGACAGCUGGGUCUAGGAGGACACACAAUGACGGACCAAAGCAGUGCCCAUGUUAAUAAGAUAAGCUACACUAAUGGAAAUGGUGUGGACAACCAGGCUUUUGAAAUACAGGAGGAUGACAUUAAUGAGUCUAACAGCAUCAAAAGUGAGACCAAAAAGCCCAAAAAGGGGCUGGGAUCAUACUUAAGCCAAGUUUCCAGACCAAUUAAUGCCACAGAGAAUUACAUCAAGGCUCAUUCAAAACCCUUCAAAUACAUUGUCCUGGGUAUACUUGGAGCAGGUUAUGUGGCGUACUUCAUUGCAGCAUGUGUAUUGGAUUUCCACAGGGCCAUCGCUCUUGUGGUCCUGACCAGUUUGGCUGUUGCUGCUGUAUCACUGGAACUUUUGAAGAAGUACAAGGGGAAAAGCAUUGGUCGGUGUUUCCAACCUGUUGUCAGAUGCUUUAAAUCCAACUUGAAAUGGCUAAAAUGGGUUUUCAUUGUAGCCGUUGUGGUCUUGCUUGUGUUAUGGCUCGUUUUAGACACAAGAAAGCGUCCUGAGCAGCUGAUCUCAUUUGGCGGUGUGUGCAUGUUCGUCAUGCUUAUAUUCCUCUUCUCAGCGCACAGGGCAAUGGUAUCAUGGAGGCCUGUGUUUUGGGGUCUCGGGUUGCAGUUCUGUAUCGGCCUUUUUGUUAUACGAACGGAGCCUGGACUUAUAGCUUUCGACUGGCUUGGAAAACAAGUGCAGAUAUUUCUCGAUUAUACCAAAGAAGGGUCAUCGUUUGUUUUUGGCGAUAAGUUGAUUGAAGAUAUUUUUGCCUUUCAAGCUUUGCCCAUUGUUAUUUUCUUUAGCAGCGUGAUGUCUGUCCUUUACUUUUUGGGGAUUAUGCAGUGGCUCAUUUUGAAGAUCUCAUGGGUUAUGCAGAUAACAAUGGGAACCUCUCCCACAGAGACCCUGAGUGUGGCAGGCAAUAUAUUUGUUGGGCAGACUGAAGCACCGCUGCUGAUUCGUCCCUAUUUGAAGGACAUGACCAAAUCAGAGAUCCAUGCUGUUAUGACUGGUGGAUUUGCCACAAUUGCAGGCAGUGUCAUGGGGGCAUUCAUCUCAUUUGGGAUUGAUGCGUCUUCCUUGAUAUCAGCCUCUGUGAUGGCUGCUCCAUGUGCGCUGGCAAUCUCCAAGCUUUCUUACCCAGAAACAGAGGAGAGUCGCUUUAAAUCAAAGCAGAAUAUCAAAGUGGCUUCUGGCGAUGAGCAAAACAUUCUGGAAGCAGUCAGCAGUGGAGCAUCCGCGUCAAUAGGUCUCGUUGCUAACAUUGCAGCAAAUCUUAUAGCCUUUCUUGCUAUCCUUGGAUUUAUAAAUGCAGCUUUGAAAUGGCUUGGAGGAAUGGUGGGAAAUCCUGAUGUCACAUUUCAGUUAAUUUGCUCGUAUGUGUUUAUGCCCUUGGCCUUCAUGAUCGGAGUGCCAUAUGACGAGAGUUUCAUUGUGGCUGAGCUAAUUGGCACAAAACUCUUCCUCAAUGAGUUUGUGGCUUACCAGACAUUAUCUAAAUUGAAGCAAAACAGGCUCGAUGGACUUCCUGAAUUUACUGAAGAUGGAAAACAGUGGAUAUCUGUCCGAUCAGAAACUCUUACCACUUAUGCUCUUUGCGGGUUUGCUAAUUUCAGUUCACUGGGCAUUGUGAUUGGAGGCCUUUCAUCUAUAUGCCCAUCAAGAAGAAAUGACAUCUCAGCUCUGGUGCUUAGAGCCAUGAUCACUGGGACUUGUGUAUCUCUCGUCAAUGCUUGCAUUGCAGGUAUCCUCUUUGUUCCUCCAUUUGACUGUGUGCAGCUUUUUGGGGCAUCAUCAGCUUUCAAUCCCACAGAUUCAAACAUUCAAACUUGCUGUCAAGACCUCAUUAAAAGUACCAUAAAGAAUGGGACCAUCUCAUUUGAAGGAAUAUGGAACAAUGUAGCAAAUGCCACAAUAUUUCUCUCCAAAUGUUGCCAGUGUUGUGGUCUUCCUGAUGUGGAUGUUUGUAUAUAG